AUGGAAAGGUAUAAAGGAGGUCCAAAUAAAGCGUCGCCGUACGCUUCUUGGACAAGUUAUACCUGGAGCAAACAUGCUAGCCAAAAGAUUUUGCGUAACGCAGACGUAGAUACAGAAGAUAAUGAUCACCCCAGUGAUAUUGAUCAAUUACAAUCUAAUAUCAUCAAUACAGUUAUAGCAACAGAACCGGAAGAAAAUGACUUCGAAGAAGUCAGAAAGAACGUAUGGAGCGACGUUGAUGACGAACUUUACAUAGCUAACAUAAUAAAAGAAAGGACUACAAAUGAAGUGAAACGCGUAAUACGUGAUACUAGUUGGAGUGUUAGUGAUUACAGUGAGGUUGUGAGUAGUGUUAAGUUAGAUAAAUCCGAUAUGUGGGACCUGGAGCCCACGGACCUAAAGGAGUGUGAUUGUCUUGGACCACCUCCUGAAUUCCUGUUGCCUCCUCCGCCUCGGCCGCCUUUCUUACAGGCGGAAUACUAUUGUGGGGACGAUCCGAUAGCGGAUCUGGAGACCUGCGAUACGGAACCAUUAAUGCAAAAGAAGCAAAGGCAAAAGUCUGUAAAUAUCAAGUUUAAUGUGGAUUCUAAUUGGAAUGUCGCUUCAUCUAGCAACGAUCUGGACAAAGCGUUUGAGCAAGUGACACGUACUCAUUAUUUAGAUUUUAAAUGA
Pieris macdunnoughi is the source of this 672-nucleotide messenger RNA. The record is from the annotation of a GenBank genome assembly. Lineage: Eukaryota; Metazoa; Arthropoda; Insecta; Lepidoptera; Pieridae.